Medicago truncatula (barrel medic) is the source of this 858-nucleotide messenger RNA. Its product is annotated as transcription factor MYB4. The record is from RefSeq and is a predicted model, not a curated record. NCBI's taxonomy places the organism in Eukaryota, Viridiplantae, Streptophyta, Magnoliopsida, Fabales, Fabaceae. The transcript has 3 exons. Bases 96 to 719 code for a protein of 207 amino acids.
GUAAGUAAUAAAGAAGCAGAAACUACAUGGAAAGAGCUUGAUCCACCAAAUUUGUACAAAGAGAAGUAGAAACACAUCAUUGUGUAGUGGAAACUAUGGCAAAAAACCCUUGUUGUGAAAGGAUGGGAAUGAGGAAAGGACCAUGGAGUGCUGAAGAAGAUCAAAUAUUGAUUUCUCAUAUUCAAACAUAUGGUCAUGGAAAUUGGCGUGCUCUUCCUAAACAAGCCGGUUUGUUAAGGUGUGGUAAGAGUUGUAGACUUCGUUGGAUAAACUACUUGAGACCAGAUAUCAAACGAGGUAAAUUUAGCAAAGAAGAAGAAGAUUCAAUCCUAAAGCUACAUGAAGUUCUUGGUAAUAAAUGGUCUGCAAUUGCAGCAAGAUUACCAGGACGAACAGAUAAUGAAGUGAAGAACUUUUGGCAUACACAUUUGAAGAAAAAGGUGCAAAAAAGUGAAGUGUACAAUGUCAAUACCUCUUAUUCAUAUACUUUGGAUGAGGCACAAGCAAGUGAUGGUUAUAGUAGUGUCGGUGAAAAAAGAGUUAUUUCCAAUUAUGGUUUAGUCUCAAGCAAGGAUCCAAACACUGUAGGGUCAGGAUUUUACAAUGCAACCUCUUGUGAUACUUUAGGAGAAAAUAUGGACCAUCAUGGUUCAAGUCAGAUUAGUGAAGAAAUUGAAUUUUGGUACGAUGUAUUCAUUAAAUCAGGUCAACCAUCAUGAGGAAGUGGAAAUUUAGGAGAUUUCUAUUUCUCUUUAUAUAAGUUAAUUAUUCUUGGUUUCAGGUUUGUGUACAGAAUUUGAGAUCCAUUUUGGUGGUGCGAAUUGGCAUAAUAAAAAUAAAGGUGAAUCAUUCGGUAUA